Molecule: messenger RNA, 969 nt
Organism: Aspergillus ochraceoroseus IBT 24754
Lineage: Eukaryota; Fungi; Ascomycota; Eurotiomycetes; Eurotiales; Aspergillaceae
Exons: 5
Coding region: 1-969 (322 amino acids)
Source: RefSeq, a predicted model, not a curated record
AUGUAUCGAUGGGGCUCAAGUCCCUUAUAUACUUCCAGAUUAGGCACUUUGGUCACCCUCGACGGAGAGUCAAUCUCCAGUGGGUGUUCCAGCACCCUAGGAAUUGAAAACUGGAAUGCUUGGGUGGGCAGUCAAUCUCGGUUGAACCGAGCUCGAUCGCCGACCAAGUCUGCAUUGAGGGUUGGGAUUACCAGUAGCUACGACACCAAAUUCGACGACUACGUUCAACACGUUAAGGAGAUCAUUCCCGAACAGUUAACUAAGUUUAUAAGCAGCGACGCCCCUUAUGGCCCAGGGAACCAGUUCUUCCAGUGCACCUACAGCUACAAUAGUGGGGAUUCAAGUACGGGCUCGUGCCCCGGGGAUAUUGGCAUCGACUCGGGGACCUUUACGAAUGGGUUCUACAGCAACCUAUCCGCGGGGUACGGCAUCGAUCGGGACUGGAACCUCACAGCAACCAUCUCCACGGCGAAGAUCGACCUCGCGCUGGGGUCGUGGCUCGGCACCACAGACGAUGUUGUGCAGUCGCUGUCCAUGGCGGUCUUCCUGCUGAGCCAGGCGGUGGCCAACAUGCAGGCGGUGGUCGCCAUCACCAACUCGUACGAGGCAGCCAAGAAAAAACAGAUGAUUAACAAGAUCCUGAUAGGGGUGCUCCUGCUCGUCCCGUUUCUGGGUGAGUUGGACGCCGUGGCGGAUACCUUGGUAGGCCUGGCUAGGAUUAUUAGGAUGAUUGGGGAUGCAGGGGUCGGCGCUACCACCAUCUAUAACAUCGUGCAAGACCCUAAGAUGGUCCCCCUGACUAUUAUGGAAACCCUCUUAGCAAGUGGCAUGCGCGAUCAGGAUAGUUUCUCCACUAUGGGCGCGGCAAGAAGGGCCAUGAGCAAGAAUGAUAUGGCGGAACUAGGCUCGGAGAUUAAAGCAUUGGACGACCAGUUCCAGGGUAUUGUUUCUAAGUGUCUGCCCAAAUAA